CUGCGAGCGCGGUAUUUACGAGAGGGCGCACGAGUCUACAAACUGUUCUCUGGCCUUUUCGAGGCACUCGCAGGCGCUUGAUACCCCGAAGCAAGUCUGAGAAGAAUGUGGAUGAAAGCUAUUGUCAUAACCUCCGGUAUCCUGAUAUCGGAAGCGAUCUGGCAGAUGUACAAUGCGUACAAACGUUCACGACGGAAGGCCGUUUCCGACGGUAAAGCGAGACAUAAACGGAAGAUCUUCGAGGUUAUGUUCUUCUCGAAGGAAUCCGCUCGGUGCCGGCCGCAUAUAGAUCUAAAUGCCCCGUGCGGGAGAAAGGAUUGCGCCGUGGAACACUUGAGAAAGCUCGUGCAGUACUUGGAUUCCGCGACCGAGACUCUGGACGUGUGCAUGUAUUUCUUCACGUGUCCGUUAUUGGCGACGGCGAUCGUACGCGCCCACAAGAGAGGCGUUCUUGUGAGAAUGGUGGUAGAUGAGAGUAUGGCGCGCAAUGGUGAUAGUCAGGCGACCAAGCGCUUCUACCACAAUGGUAUUAAACCGAAAAUGAAACAGUUGGAUACGUUAAUGCAUCACAAAUUCGCCAUUAUUGAUAAGGCACUUUUGAUAACUGGCAGUGUAAAUUGGACCAUGUCUGCGUUUUUUGGAAAUUUCGAGAGCCUGUUCGUGACUAACGAACAGGCUGCAGUGAUGCCAUUUGUAAAUGAGUUUGAGAGGAUAUGGACGAUGCUGGAUAGUAUAAAUGCUGAGCAAAGUAAUGCAGUAACUAACACUAAUAUUAAUUCUAAUUCUAAUACAGGAAAAGAUACAUUAACAUAACGAUUGACGCAUUGAUUGCUGUGUGCACAGUAUAUACGCAAUACAUAAUUCAUUAUUUUACAUUUAAUUUUACAUACAAGCUAAGUUGCAAUUUUGCAAGAUAUGAGAUAAUAUUAGAUUCGAUAUUAUGUUAUGUAAUAUAAAUAUCGCGAUUAUUAUAUUUACAAUAUUACGUAUAUUUAUACGUAUAUUAUGUAUAAUUAUUUUAAUAACAAAUUCGAAUAAUAUACAUAUAAACUGUAAAUGCAAUAGUAAUAAUCCGCGUAAGAUUUAAAACGUGACACUCGCAAGUUAUUGACAAGUACGAAAUAUCUAUGUUAUUUUAAGACGAAAAUAUUUUUAUUUUAGUUAUUUUAGUUUAGUAUUUUAUUUUAUUUUAGUUUCAUGUAUAUACAAAUAAAUACGAAGUCUAAUAUUUGAAAGCA
Ooceraea biroi (clonal raider ant) is the source of this 1238-nucleotide messenger RNA. It is a transcript of the gene zuc, whose product is annotated as Mitochondrial cardiolipin hydrolase zuc. NCBI's taxonomy places the organism in Eukaryota, Metazoa, Arthropoda, Insecta, Hymenoptera, Formicidae. Gene Ontology annotation, biological process: piRNA processing. The record is from RefSeq and is a predicted model, not a curated record. Gene Ontology annotation, molecular function: RNA endonuclease activity producing 5'-phosphomonoesters, hydrolytic mechanism. Gene Ontology annotation, cellular component: mitochondrion.